UGUUAACUUGAGAGUGGGUAACGUAACGCUCAACAUGAAGACAUUCAUCGGGGUGGUGUUGGCUCUUUGUAGCCUAAGUCAUUCGGUGCACACUGAAAAAGUAAUCAACUGCUACUGGGGGACUUGGGCCAAUUACAGGCAAGGGGAUGGAAAGUUUACUUACACCAAUGUGGACGCCAGCCUUUGCACUCAUCUCAGCUACUGUUUCUUCGGCAUUGAUGACACUGGCGAAUUUAAAUCGCUCGAUAACUGGCUGGACUUAGAUAGUGGCUUAGGCUUUAUUAAAAAGACUAUAGCGCUGAAGCAGCAACAUCCGAAUCUGAAGGUCAUGGCGGUGGUGGGCGGCUGGAACGAAGGCUCUGUCAAGUACUCCUCAAUGGCUGCCGAUCCCGGCAAGCGUUCGAAGUUCAUAUCCUCAUCCCUGGCUUUUAUCAAGCAAUACGGCUUCGAUGGCCUCGAUCUUGACUGGGAGUAUCCAGGCCAGAGGGGUGGCAACGUGGCGGAUCGCGCAAAUUUUGUGAUACUAUUGCGUAUGCUUAAGGAAGUUUUUGAUCAGCACAAACUCACGCUCAGCAUUGCUGUCGGUGCUUCAGACGAUACUGCUCGCGCUUCGUACGACAUUUCAGCCAUUGCAAAUGAAGUAUCGUUUAUAAACCUUAUGACGUAUGACUUUCACAUGGCAUCCGAUGGGUAUUUGGGAUUAAAUGCUCCGCUGCAAGACAUGGAAAAAGCUGUAAGGCUGUGGUUGAAGCAAGGCGCACCUGCCAAUAAGCUAUUGUUGGGAAUGCCCUUCUAUGGUCACAGCUACCAAUUAAAGGAUAAUGCUAAGAAUCGUCCCAACGACGGUUCCAGUGGCCCUGGCAGUCCUGGUAUUUACACGGGUUCGAGUGGGUUCUUGGGCUACAAUGAGAUUUGUCUUAACAAAUGGAAAACAUUAUUUGACACACAGUCGAGCUCCCCGUUCGCCUUUCAAGAGAAUCAAUGGGUGGGCUUUGACAAUCCUUAUAGCAUUAAACUCAAGAUGGACCUUGUCAACUCAUAUAACUUGGCCGGGGCUAUGACCUGGUCGAUCGAAACAGAUGAUUUUCUCGGACGCUGUGGCGAGUGCUAUCCGCUGCUGAAGGCUAUGAACCGUGCUGUUGGGCGCGAGGUAGGCCAAUUAUGCAUGAACACAGACUAUUAUCACUAUGAUAUUAUCAGGAAAUAAAUUUCAUAUGUAAA
Drosophila busckii is the source of this 1221-nucleotide messenger RNA. RefSeq names its product probable chitinase 2. The transcript is spliced from 3 exons. Gene Ontology annotation, biological process: chitin catabolic process; carbohydrate metabolic process. Bases 35 to 1207 code for a protein of 390 amino acids. NCBI's taxonomy places the organism in Eukaryota, Metazoa, Arthropoda, Insecta, Diptera, Drosophilidae. Gene Ontology annotation, cellular component: extracellular region. Gene Ontology annotation, molecular function: chitinase activity; chitin binding. The record is from RefSeq and is a predicted model, not a curated record.